Messenger RNA from Arachis ipaensis, 1237 nucleotides. Its product is annotated as ethylene-responsive transcription factor 3. Gene Ontology annotation, biological process: regulation of DNA-templated transcription. The record is from RefSeq and is a predicted model, not a curated record. Gene Ontology annotation, molecular function: DNA binding; DNA-binding transcription factor activity. Lineage: Eukaryota; Viridiplantae; Streptophyta; Magnoliopsida; Fabales; Fabaceae.
AAAGAUAUGACAUUACAGAUAGACACGGCCAGAGAAAGCCACAGAGAAGAAAGAAGCUAACACACUUUGACAUCCAUUUUUAUUAAUAAAUUUUUUUGGUGUGCAUCAAACCACACCACACCACACCACACCCAACAACAAAGACAAAGAUUCAAAGAACAAAGAAGAAGAAGAAGAAGAAGAAGGUGUUGCUUUUCUUUCUUUCUCUCUCUUUCUUUCUCUGAAAUCAGUGUGAACGACCCAUCAAAAUUUCACACACUGAAAUGCUUAUUUGAUUUCAAAGCUUGAUUCUUUUCAUCGUUUCCCAAUCUGGGUUCCGCUCUGUUCCUUAAAACAUCACCAAAUUACUCUUUUUUAUAUUGAAAACCAAAGCCAUCGCCAUGGGAAGAGGCAGAGGAGCUGCGGCUCUGAAACCCACGGCGGCGGUUGCGGCGGCGGAGGUAAACGGAUCAGGGCCGAUGCCAGUAUUGAAGGAAGUUAGAUACCGCGGCGUGAGGAAGAGACCGUGGGGAAGAUUCGCCGCUGAAAUCAGAGACCCGUUGAAGAAAGCGAGGGUUUGGCUCGGAACCUUCGAUUCCGCCGAGGACGCCGCACGCGCUUACGACGCCGCCGCAAGAACACUCCGGGGACCAAAAGCCAAGACCAAUUUUCCUCUCUCUUCUCCUUUUUGCUACCAGAACAACCCCCAUAGCGCCGUCGUGGAUCCUUACUACUACGCCGCCGUAAACGGCGGCGCCGGCGGCGGGUUUCAGGAGAGUCCGGUGAACCCUCAGAGGCCGACGUGCAGUGGAAUGAGCAGCACAGUGGAAUCGUUCAGCGGGCCGCGGACGAUGAAGGCGCCGCCGUGUACGGUGGCGCCGGCGACGGUAGGUAGGAGGUACCCUCGGACUCCUCCAGUUGUGCCAGAAGAUUGCCAUAGUGAUUGUGAUUCUUCAUCGUCGGUGGUUGACGACGGCGAUAAUAUUGUUUCGUCGUCGUUUAGAGCGCCGUUGCCGUUUGAUCUCAACGCGCCGCCGUUGGAGGGUGGCGAUGAUGAUGAGCUUCGCUGCACCGCCUUGUGCCUUUGAAUGAUUCUAUAUUUGAAGAAAUGAUGACUUUUAAUAUUUUUUUCUUCUUAUAUCUCUAUUAAAUCUUUUUUUUCUUCUGUUAUUAUUUUUUUUCUAUCUGUUAUGAUGCGGAAGAAAGCAAAAAAAAAAAAAAUUGAAAUGAAUGAUGAUCAGAUAUAAGAUUAUGGUAA